Messenger RNA from Striga hermonthica, 972 nucleotides. NCBI's taxonomy places the organism in Eukaryota, Viridiplantae, Streptophyta, Magnoliopsida, Lamiales, Orobanchaceae. The record is from the annotation of a GenBank genome assembly.
AUGGCGCCAAAGAUUACGAAGGCCGAGAAGAAGAUCGCUUACGACUCGAAGCUCUGCCAGCUGCUGGAUGAGUACACGCAGGUUCUGGUGGCCGCCGCCGACAACGUCGGCUCGAACCAGCUGCAGAACAUCCGGAGAGGGCUGAGGGGCGACUCUGUGGUGCUCAUGGGCAAGAACACGAUGAUGAAGAGGUCAAUACGUAUCCACUCGGAGAAGACGGGGAAUAAGGCUAUUCUGAAUAUCAUCCCUCUCCUAGUUGGAAAUGUUGGGCUGAUCUUCACGAAGGGUGAUCUUAAGGAAGUCAGUGAGGAAGUUGCUAAAUACAAGGUUGGAGCACCUGCUCGUGUUGGUUUGGUGGCUCCAAUUGAUGUCGUUGUCCCACCUGGCAACACUGGUCUCGACCCAUCACAAACUUCCUUCUUCCAGGUCCUCAAUAUCCCUACCAAGAUUAACAAGGGUACGGUCGAAAUCAUCACCCCAGUUGAACUCAUCAAGAAGGGUGAAAAAGUGGGCUCCUCUGAGGCAGCCCUUCUUGCCAAGCUUGGGAUUAGGCCCUUCUCUUAUGGGCUAGUUGUCAUAUCUGUUUAUGACAAUGGGUCUGUAUUCAGCCCAGAAGUGCUCGACUUGACUGAGGAUGAUCUCAUUGAGAAAUUUGCUAUGGGUGUAUCAAUGGUCACUUCACUUUCGCUUGCCAUCUCCUACCCGACACUUGCUGCUGCUCCUCACAUGUUCAUCAAUGGUUACAAGAAUGUAUUGGCUGUUGCUAUAGACACUGAUUACUCGUUUCCCCAAGCUGAUAAAGUCAAGGAAUAUCUUGCUGACCCGAGCAAGUUUGCUGUGGCUGCUGUGCCUGUUGCGGCAGCUGAUAGUGGAGCUGCUGCUGCAGGUGGUGGUGCCGCCAAGGAGGAGGAGAAGAAAGACGAGCCUGCAGAGGAGUCUGAUGAUGACAUGGGCUUCAGUCUUUUCGAUUAA